AUGGCCGGAGUUGAGAAACAACAGUCCAGCAGUGCUGAUCGCAUGGUUGGCAUGGACCAUGCUGAAGUUCGUUAUUUCACGAGUUAUGAUCACCAUGGCAUUCACGAGGAGAUGCUUAAAGACGAUGUUCGCACCAGAUCUUACCGCGACUCCAUUUACCAGAACCGUCACAUUUUCAAGGACAAGGUUGUUCUCGAUGUCGGCUGCGGUACCGGUAUUCUUAGCAUGUUUGCUGCCAAGGCCGGUGCUAAGCAUGUGAUGGGUGUUGAUAUGUCCUCGAUCAUCGAGAAGGCCCGUGAAAUCGUUGAGGUCAACGGCCUGACCAGCAAGAUCACCCUCCUGCAGGGAAAGAUGGAGGAGGUUGUCCUGCCCUACCCCAAGGUUGACAUUAUCAUCUCCGAGUGGAUGGGCUACUUCCUUCUCUACGAGUCCAUGCUGGACACUGUCCUCUAUGCCCGCGACCGCUACCUCGUCCCCGGUGGCAAGAUCUUCCCCGACAAGGCUACCAUGUACCUGGCCGCUAUUGAAGACGGCGAGUACAAGGAUGAUAAGAUUGGAUUCUGGGACAACGUCUAUGGCUUUGAUUACAGCCCCAUGAAGGAAACUGCCCUCACUGAGCCUCUUGUGGAUACAGUCGAGAUGAAGGCACUUGUCUCUGACCCUUGCCCCAUCAUUUCAUUCGAUCUCUACACUGUCACCAAGGAAGAUCUUGCAUUCAAGGUACCCUACUCGCUCACUAUCAAGCGCAGCGAUUUUGUCCAUGCCGUUAUCGCCUGGUUCGAUAUCGAAUUUGGCGCUUGCCACAAGCCAAUCCUUUUUUCUACUGGCCCCCAUGCCAAGUACACCCACUGGAAGCAGACCGUUUUCUAUCUGCGGGAUGUCCUUACCGUUGAGGAAGAGGAAGUUGUGUCUGGUAUGCUCGAGAACAAGCCCAAUGACAAGAACAAGCGCGACCUUGAUAUCAGCAUCACCUACAAGCUGGAGACUACGGACCAGAACCGCACCGCCGAGGGUGGCUGCUUCUACAGAAUGUAA
Messenger RNA from Aspergillus uvarum CBS 121591, 1035 nucleotides. RefSeq names its product protein-arginine omega-N methyltransferase HMT1 (gene rmtA). Bases 1 to 1035 code for a protein of 344 amino acids. Lineage: Eukaryota; Fungi; Ascomycota; Eurotiomycetes; Eurotiales; Aspergillaceae. Gene Ontology annotation, biological process: peptidyl-arginine methylation. Gene Ontology annotation, molecular function: protein-arginine N-methyltransferase activity. Gene Ontology annotation, cellular component: nucleus. The transcript has 6 exons. The record is from RefSeq and is a predicted model, not a curated record.